AUGAGCCCGAGAGCAAUGCUGUCAAUGGCCAGCCGUCAGGCUCGGCUCUCAUCGAAGGCCAUCACAUCCAAAGCCCCCAUCCAGCGGCGAUUUGCCUCAUCAGAGCCGCACCAGCCGUCGCCCCUCUCCCAAUUCUACAAGGACUUCACCAGGCCCGUCGCCAAGGUUCUACUCAUGGCUAUGUUCACCUACCAGCUGGCCUACUGGGGCUGGGUCAAGCUGGAGCAGGACGAGACCAGGGCCGAACGUGAAGAGUAGGAGAGGUCGCGAGGCUCGAAGCCCAGGUCGCCAAGUUGACAGGGAAGCCUUUGGCCUGAGCCGCUGCGUGAAGGCCUUCUGAACGGUCUCUUGCCGCCAAAUCCCGUCCUUGAUGGCAGCCGGCCAGCUUGGCUCUCUUGACCCUCUCUGCAGCCCCUGCGGACUGGCCACUCAGCACCAGGCUUGGUCUGUAGGCGUCUACAGUAGACGGCACAUAUGGCGCAAAACCCUUCUCCGGCGCCGAGAUGCUCGCGAGAACCUGUUAUCUGCUCAGUGACCUCCCAACUGUGUGGGCUGUCCCCUGGAAUCAAAGCCAGGCACCAAGGCAGAAGAAACUCCAUGCUUUUGCCUACUUGAUCUGCUGCAAAGCCACGCCCAAGAUGGUUCUGUAUUGCAGAACGAGAAUACUGACAUCCCGAGGGUGCCGUUUCAAUCCACCAAGAUGAACUAGAGGUUCAUGUCUUCAAAACAUGUUGAUCGAAGUGACAUGACUCUUCAAUUCGCAAACCCGUGGAGGUGGUGGUGGAGAUUGGCCAACACACACCCCUGUAUUAUCAAUCGUCCUUUCAAGUCAGUAUUUGUGAGACUAUGCAACUCGAUCUUAACCCUCAAGCGGCUGGCAUUUCAUCGCUUUACCGCCGUGCAUUCCGAUCCGGACAGAAGACCAGUUUGAUCGGUGAUCCGAUGCCCGUGAGCGCUAGCCCCCUUAGCCAAGUUCAGCCCCGGGCACAGAGCUCAUCCAUCGGGCCGGAGCAAUCGCGC
Diaporthe batatas is the source of this 1020-nucleotide messenger RNA. RefSeq lists its product as uncharacterized. The record is from RefSeq and is a predicted model, not a curated record. The transcript is spliced from 3 exons. NCBI's taxonomy places the organism in Eukaryota, Fungi, Ascomycota, Sordariomycetes, Diaporthales, Diaporthaceae. Bases 1 to 258 code for a protein of 85 amino acids.